AAUCACACAGACAGAAAAUCAGCGCCCUACAUAGGCGACAGUAAGACCCAGUGGAAGCCGCGCGCUCCGUUCAGAGAGCGACAUGACAACCGCGAUCGACUGAUGCUACACACACACGCCACACAGCGCACCUCACCAACACUCAUUACAGUGAACUGAAGCUCUGGAGAUGCUGAAAGUGACAAUGCCCGCCUCUAGAGCCGCUCCUGAAUACUGGAUCGACGGAUCCAAGAAAGAGACCCUGGCGGACUUCUAUGAGCUAGAGUCUGAAUUGGGACGGGGAGCCACAUCAGUGGUGUUCCGAUGCCAUCAGAAAGGCACCCAGAAGCACUAUGCUGUGAAAAUGCUGAAAAAAACAGUUGACAAGAAGAUUGUACGAACGGAGAUAGGUGUAUUACUGCGCCUCUCUCAUCCAAAUAUAAUCAAACUGAAGGAAAUCUUUGAGACCCCUGCGGAGAUUAGUCUCGUGUUAGAACUUGUUACCGGCGGAGAAUUAUUUGACAGGGUGGUGGAGAAGGGUUACUACAGUGAACGAGACGCUGCUGAUGCAGUUAAACAAGUGCUGGAGGCAGUCGCGUACCUGCAUGAGAAUGGUAUAGUGCACAGAGACCUGAAACCUGAGAACCUGCUGUACGCCACCUCAGCGCCAGAUGCUCCGCUCAAAAUAGCGGAUUUUGGUUUGUCGAAAAUUGUAGACGAUCAGGUAACAAUGAAGACUGUGUGUGGGACUCCAGGCUAUUGUGCUCCUGAGAUUUUGCGGGGAUGUGCCUAUGGCCCUGAGGUUGACAUGUGGUCUGUGGGAGUUAUCACGUACAUUUUGUUAUGUGGUUUUGAGCCCUUUUUUGAUGACAGAGGAGACCAGUACAUGUUUAAACGCAUCCUGAACUGUGAAUAUGAAUUUGUCUCCCCCUGGUGGGACAAUGUGUCUCUCAAUGCCAAGGACCUUGUGAAGAAACUGAUUGUCCAGGAUCCAAAGAAACGGCUGACGACACAGCAGGCGCUGCAGCACCCCUGGGUGACUGGAAAGGCUGUUAACUUCACUCAUAUGGACACGGCUCAGAAGAAACUCCUGGAGUUCAAUGCUCGAAGAAAACUCAAGGCAGCGGUCAAAGCGGUGGUAGCUUCAACUCGAUUGGGCAGCGCAGGAAGCCAUGGCAAUCCAGACAGCAACAAAACCGACAGCAGUCCCUCCUCUAUCAAAGAGAAGAUAGCAGAGGUUCAGCCAGACACUGAACAGCCUCAGAUUCAGAAUGAAGGCUCUUAGAUCUCCACAGAGCCUCACUGGAACUCAAACUUCUUCCCUUCAAGAAAGGAAUGUUACUUUUCGCAAGUGGGCCUCAUAAAGGACAGAACGGAUGGGCUUUGUUUGGUUCUCCUGCAUGCGGACUUGUUUGUCUAUAGAAACGUCCCACAUUGUGACUCAGCCAGUUGCCAUACCAUGCCAACAUUUGAUAAGUCCGUAACUUCGGAUUUUGUACAGUGAACGAACAUCAUUGGAUGGUAAUGAGAAGAACCAAAUGUCUUCAGAUGAUCAUUACAUCUAUGGCAAUUAAUAUUUAUAUUAUCAUGCUUUUUUUAGAUAAUUGCCAUGUUAUCAUAGUACUUUCAAGGACAUAUUUUGCUUUUUAGCUGUAUAAACCACAUUUGUGCUGCUUUUUAUUGAAAUCGUUUUAUUCGGUAAGGUUUUUUACUUAAUAUUGGUCACUGGUAGAGAAGGAAGUGGACAUUGAACUAAACCUUUACAUAAGCUUCAACUGAGAAUGCCUUAUCAUAUACCAUUUUUUAUAAUUAAUUCAAAAUGAACAUUUUAAAAUACUACUAAACAAUUUGUCUUAAACUUAGACAAUAAGCAUACUGUCCUUUUUUUAAAUAGGGACAUGCGGAUUUCUUCUUUACUUUAAUUUAAAUCUGUGUUGAGAACAUGAUAUUAGGCCUAUCUGACACACACACACACACACACACACACACACAAAUUGCAAUGAAAAACACUCCCUUGUGCCAAAAUGUUCUUCAUUUUAAGUAGACUUUUCAUCAUCUCACAUAAAAAGUCCUGCUAAUUUAGGAAUUUUCUUUUAAAAUAAUUCAAAACUAUUUGGUUUUUAUCUAAAUGCCUUACUGGCAAUGUAAUUCAUCUCAAAAUUCAUUGCUUUACCAAUGAGUCUGUGAUUUAAACACACAUAGAAGAACAUGGAGGAGGUUUUUGAACCUAUUCAAUAUUCUUUAAAGCAUGCUUGUAUUGUUUGGUAUGAGGGAAUGCUGUUUGAUAAUCUGAUAAUCACAUGUAAGGAAUGUAAUGUGGAUAUACAGGGGUUCAUGUUUUGCAUGUAGGAAUGUUAUCUUAACUGCUGCAAUUGUCUUUUUAAAUGCACUGUAUUUUACAGAUAAAACUUGCUGUCUAAUUAACAGUAUGAUAUUGGAGGCCAGUUGAUGGUCACUUUGUACAUGACACUAGUGUGUCAACUUUGUUUAUCUGCCUGUUUCUUAUCUAAGGACUCAAAAUGCCAAUAAGAUAGCACUGAAUAUUACUUGCAGAAAUAAAGAAUGCAAAAAAAUACAAAAAAUC
Onychostoma macrolepis is the source of this 2563-nucleotide messenger RNA. It is a transcript of the gene camk4, whose product is annotated as calcium/calmodulin-dependent protein kinase IV. Lineage: Eukaryota; Metazoa; Chordata; Actinopteri; Cypriniformes; Cyprinidae. The record is from RefSeq and is a predicted model, not a curated record. The coding region runs from base 170 to 1264 and encodes 364 amino acids. Gene Ontology annotation, biological process: protein phosphorylation. Gene Ontology annotation, molecular function: calmodulin binding; ATP binding; calcium/calmodulin-dependent protein kinase activity. The transcript has 12 exons.